GCGCAGCUGGGUUCUUCUGGUGCCAGCAUGGAAGGACUGAAAAGUGUUCCCGAGACGGGGACGGCGGCUCUUUCCGAGCCGGGUUCUGCGGAGCUUCUGGGAGACGAAUGUUAUGUGGAUUUUUUGCCGGAAGACUUUGACGUGAAGGCAUAUACCUCUCAAUCCAUCCACCAGGCUGUUAUUGCUGAACAAUUAGCAAAGCUUGCUCAAGGGAUCAGCCAGUUGGAUAAAGAGCUUCACUUGCAAGUAGUUGCAAGGCAUGAGGACUUGCUGGCACAAGCAACUGGCAUAGAAUCUUUGGAAGGUGUUCUGGAAAUGAUGCAGACCAGAAUUAGCGCCCUCCAGAGCACCGUUGACAGGAUCAAAGCCAAAAUUAUUGAACCCUACAACAAAAUCGUAUCCCGCACGGCACAGUUAGCAAGGCUUCAGGCUGCUUGUGACCUGCUGAGGAGAAUCAUACGGAUCUUGUACCUCAGCAAAAGACUUCAAGGCCAACUUCAAGGUGGAAGCCGAGAGAUCACCAAAGCUGCUCAGAGUCUCAACGAACUCGAUUACCUUUCUCAAGGAAUAGACCUUUCUGGAAUUGAGGUAAUUGAAAACGAACUGCUUUUUAUUGCAAGAGCUCGACUCGAAGUAGAAAACCAGGCCAAAAGGUUGCUCGAACAAGGAAUAGAAACCCAGAAUCCUACUCAAGAAGGAACUGCUCUUCAAGUUUUCUACAAUCUCGGAACAUUAAAAGUUACAAUCGCUAAUGUGGUGGAGGGAUAUUGCACAGCCUUGGAGGAGAAUGUCAGCAACGCUUUGGAUUUUAAAGUUUUGACUCAGCCCUCUCAAGUAGCUAGAGGUGGUCCCGGUCGAGCAGCUAUGCCCACCCCAGGAAAUACUGCAGCCUUCCGAGCAGCUCUCUGGACCAAUAUGGAGAAAUUGAUGGAUCAGAUCUGUGCGGCUUGUGGACAGGUGCAACAUCUCCAGAAGGUCUUGUCUAAGAAAAGGGAUCCUGUGACCCACGUGUGUUUCAUUGAUGAGUUGGCAAAGGAUGGGCAGUCCGACAUUUUGUACUGUUUCUGGACAGCAGUGACUCAAACUCUGGCUUCAGAAUUUCAGAAAGCAUCUGAAACUUCCAUGUUUUUGAAACAGGCUUUUGAAGGCGAAUAUCCUAAAUUGCUGCGGCUGUAUAACGAUUUCUGGAAGCGCCUUCAACAAUACAGCGAAAGCAUUCAAAGAAACGUGAUUGCGAACGGCAGCGCCGAGCCCUUAGCCGAAGUUCCCCAAAUAGAGGACGAUGUGCAGGAUCUAUUCAUGCAGAAGAAACAGGAUUAUGACCCGGAGAAAGCACUGAAAAAUUCUUUGCAACCGUACGAAGCUGCCUACCUAUCGAAGUCACUGUCGCGACUCUUUGAUCCCAUCAACCUGGUGUUUCCUCCCGGAGGUCGCAACCCUCCAUCGGCCGAUGAACUGGACAGCAUCAUUAAAAUCAUUGCAAGUGAGCUGAACGUGGCAGCUGUGGAUGUAAACCUCAGCUUUGCGGUAUCAAAAAACGUGGCCAAGACUAUCCAGUUAUUUGGUGUGAAGUCUGAACAACUUCUGUCCACACAGGGAGAAGCCAGCCAGGUGAUCGGCCCGUUAACCGAAGGGCAGAGACGAAAUGUGACGGUCGUGAACUCCCUCUACAAGCUGCACCAAUCCAUUCUGAAAGUGAUCUCCAACCAAAGUGGAUUUCCAAGCGCUUCAGAGAAAACCGUUCAUGCUGCUUUGAAGACAAUCCACGGUUUGAUGGGCAACGCUGUGCAACCUUUGCUGGACUCUGUGGGUGACUCCAUAGAAGCUAUUAUCAUGACCAUGCAUCAGGAAGAUUUUUCUGGGUCCCUUCCUCCUUCGGGAAAGCCGGACGUCCCUUGCUCUCUGUACAUGAGGGAGCUGCAGGGGUUCAUCUCCAGGGUCAUGAACGAUUAUUUCAGGCACUUCGAAUGCUACGAUUUCGUCUACGACAGGACCGAGGGCCUUGCUCAGAGGGCCAUUGAGGUCUUCAUCCGCAAUGCCAGCCUGCUCCGGCCUCUUGGCGAAGGCGGGAAAAUGAGGCUGGCAGCCGACUUCGCUCAGAUGGAGUUAGCCGUGGCACCCCUUUGCAGACGCGUCUCUGACCUGGGAAAAUCCUACAAACUCUUAAGAUCAUUCAGACCAAUGCUCUUCCAGACAAGCGAGCAUAUCUCCAACAGCCCAGCGGUGGGAGACGUCAUUGCAUACAGCACCGUCAUCCAGUUCUUAUUCACGAGGGCGCCAACCGAAUUGAAGUCCCCUUUCCAGAGAGCAGACUGGACCAUUGCCCGUUACUCGCGGUGGCUCGAUGACCAUCCGGCAGAGAAAGAGCGACUCAUUUUAAUACGGGGAGCCCUGGAAGCUUAUGUUCAAUCAGUAAGAAGCAGAGAAGGGAAAGAAUUUGCCCCCGUUUAUCCCGUCAUGGUGCAGCUUCUUCAGAAGGGACUGAGCUCCGUUCAGUAAAUGUUUUUUUCUGCAAAACAUCGGAAGUCCCUGAUCAACCCACACGG
This is a messenger RNA of Pseudonaja textilis, 2546 nucleotides long. RefSeq names its product component of oligomeric golgi complex 5 (gene COG5). The record is from RefSeq and is a predicted model, not a curated record. Gene Ontology annotation, cellular component: COG complex. NCBI's taxonomy places the organism in Eukaryota, Metazoa, Chordata, Lepidosauria, Squamata, Elapidae. Gene Ontology annotation, biological process: intra-Golgi vesicle-mediated transport.